Messenger RNA from Penicillium olsonii, 1002 nucleotides. The record is from the annotation of a GenBank genome assembly. NCBI's taxonomy places the organism in Eukaryota, Fungi, Ascomycota, Eurotiomycetes, Eurotiales, Aspergillaceae.
AUGAAGAUUGCCACUCUUCAAUUAGCCCCUCAGUUGGGGGACCUCCAAGGCAACAUCGAGAGGGCAAAUGGCUUGUUGAAAUCAAGCAAAGUGACCAAGCCAGACAUAUUGGUACUGCCAGAAAUGGCGCUGACUGGCUAUAACUUUCCCUCUCUUGAUGCAGUGAGACCAUACCUUGAGCCAGCUGGUGACGGUCCAUCCGCUUCAUGGGCGCGCGAAACAGCCAAGCGCCUACAAUGCAAGGUUUGCGUGGGGUACCCAGAAAUUGAGAAAGACCCCCAAACCCCCGACCAAGUCAAGUACUAUAAUUCCCUUCUGGUAGUCGAUGAGAAGGGCCAAGUCAUCCACAACUAUCGCAAGAGUUUCCUGUAUUACACCGACGAGACAUGGGCGGCCGAAGGUCAAGUGGAGCUAGGAUUCAAAGAACUUCCCUUUCAGGAAAAGCAGGUCGCGACAUCAUUUGGGAUAUGCAUGGACAUCAACCCCUACAAGUUCGAAGCACCUUUUGACAAAUGGGAAUUCGCGACUCGGGUCCUUGACUCGCAAUCACAGCUUGUGAUUCUCUCCAUGGCAUGGCUGACAUUGUUGAGCCGCGAAGAGCUCGAAGCUCUGAAGUCCAAGCCAGAGAUGGACACUUUCAAUUACUGGCUUCAGCGAUUUUGGCCUUUACUGCAAACGAAGAUGAAGCACGAGGUUGACAUUGAUGAAAAGGCAAUCUCUCCGAAGAAAGUCGUCAUCGUCUUUGCCAACCGGGCAGGCGAGGAGCCCCCUGCGGAUGAGACCAAGUCACCGGCUCGCUACGCCGGGACAAGCACUAUCAUUGCAGUGACGCAAAAGCCCAUACCGGAAGUUGAGCAGGAUAGAUCAAGCGAUGAUGCAGAGCUUCCAUUCGACGUGAAGAUCCUUUGCUGGGACCUUUUGGGUGUGGGAGAAGAGGGUGUUUGCUUUGCCGAUACUACGGUUGACCCGAAAAUGGUUUUUGGUCUCAAGAAGUCUAGAUAA